AUAAACGACAUAUACGACUACGAGAAAGAUAUUGGCUUUGAAUCUGUUGAUAUGAAGAAUCUUCAAGACAAGUUAGUACUUGUAGUAUACACGUAAAACGGGCGAAUUGUUGCAGAUCUGGAAACAAGUUGCAACAAGGUUGUUGUGAAGCCGAUAUCAGGAUGUGUUCGCACUGCUUGUUCCCAGUUGUUGUGACAAGUCUGGAACAAGUUGCUGUUACAAGGUGAUGACGGUAACAAACUUGCUACAAGUUGUUCUAACAAGACUAAUACAGGCUGUUCGUAACAAGUUGCUACGAGCUUGUUGUCGUCAACUUGUUAACAACUUGUUACGUGCAAACGAUAUCAGACUUGUUGGAACAACUUGUUGCGAGUCUGUUGGCCUCAUCAACCUUGUUACAAGAUGAUAACAACUUGGUCCAGACUUGUCAACAACUGGGAACAAGCAGUGCGAACACAACUUGUUGACAAGCUGUCGGAAUUUUUAUACGCGUGUACAUCUCUCAAUUCUAUAUAUUUACCACCAAACAAAAGACUAUGCGCGUAAAAUUCUCACAUCUUGCAGUAAGUUUGCCAAUAUAAGCCGUCAACAAGUUGUGUUCGCACUGCUUGUCCCAAGUCGUCAACAAGUCUGAAACAAGCUGUUAAUCUUGUUGAUAUUAUCAGACUUGUUGCAAGGUUGUUCCAACAAGUUCGAUACAGUCAUGAUAUAACAAUAUUGUUACAACUUUGUGUGGUCAACCUUGUAACAUUCUUGUUAUACCAUGACUGUAUCAGACUUGUUAGAACAACCUUGUAACGAAUCUGAUAGUGCCAUCAAGCUUGUUACAAGUUGUUAACAGCUUGUUUCAAACUUGUUACAACAACUGGGAACAAGCAGUGCGAACACAACUUGUCGACAACUUGUGAACAGAUUUGUAACAACUUGUUUACAGAGUUGCUCCAAGAUGUGAGAUUUCUGCGCUUGUACUAAAUUGAACGUGAAGCAUUACCAUCAUCUUGUCACUCUGGUAACUGCAGGUUGACCCACCAUCUGCUGCGCGAUAGUACUUUGUCAAAACCAUACACCUUGUCCCCUUAUACAACGUUCAUACGUAAACUAUUUCCUCACUUGCUAUGUCUCUGGCGUUUUUGUAGUGGCGGUGACCUGCAACUGACUUUGGUGCUAAGUUUUACCGAAGUAGGAUGGCAGAAUGGCUUUGGGCUAUUUAGAUCCUUCAAUGAGAACAGAUUUUUGAACAGGACACCGGAAGUAAAGGAUUGCGAGUCUAAAUUUCGUAAGUGAUUGCCAAUAUUAAGCAUGUAGCUGUCAUUUCUGUGACAGCUUUCACCAAAUACCUCACACUUUUUUGCAGCUAGUUUGGUUUUCUUAGUAAACCUGGAGCAACAAGGAAAGAACCUUACUGGACCUCUACGGAGAACAGUUUAGAACUGAUAGAGCUAUCCAGUAUAAAUAAAGUUAGUUUAGUUUAGGUUUCCUCCUGCAGUAACACUGGAUCAAUAAGAGAUGGCCCAUACUGGACCUCAAGGGAGAACAGUUUAGAACUGAUAGACCUAUCUAGUAUAAAUAAAGUUAGUUUAGUUUAGGUUUUCUCCUAUAGUAACACUGAAUCAAUACGAGAUGAUCUUUACUGGACCUCCAGGAAGAACAAUUUAGAACUGACAGAACUAUCCAGUAUAAAUAAAUUAACUUUAUUUGUGCUGGAGAGCUAUAUCUGUAUCUAUAACUCCAGUAAGUGGUAUCCACUGUUCUUUCUAGAGGUCCCGUGUUACUACAGGAGGAAACCUAAACUAAACUAACUUUAUUUAUACUGGAUAGCUCUAUCAGUUCUGAACUGUUCUCCCUAGAGAUCCAGUAAGGAUCAUCUCUUAUUGAUCCAGUGUUACUACAGGAGGAAACCUAAACUAAACUAACUUUAUUUAUACUGGAUAGAUCUAUCAGUUCUAAACUGUUCUUCCUAGAGGUCUAGUAAGGAUCAUCUCUUAUUGAUCCAGUGUUACUACAGGAGGAAACCUAAACUAAACUAACUUUAUUUAUACUUGAUAGCUCUGUCAGUUCUAAACUGUUCUUCCUAGAGGUCUAGUAAGGAUCAUCUCUUAUUGAUCCAGUGUUACUACAGGAGGAAACUUAAACUAAACUAGCUUUAUUUAUACUUGAUAGCUCUGUCAGUUCUAAACUGUUUUUCCUAGAGGUCUAGUAAGGAUCAUCUCUUAUUGAUCCAGUGUUACUACAGGAGGAAACCUAAACUAAACUAACUUUAUUUAUACUGGAUAGCUCUAUCAGUUCUAAACUGUUCUUCCUAGAGGUGCAGUAAGGAUCAUCUCUUAUUGAUCCAGUGUUACUACAGGAGGAAACCUAAACUAAACUAACUUUAUUUAUACUGGAUAGCUCUAUCAGUUCUAAACUGUUCUUCCUAGAGGUCUAGUAAGGAUAAUCUCUUAUUGAUCCAGUGUUACUACAGGAGGAAACCUGAACUAAACUAACUUUAUUUAUACUGGAUAGCUCUAUCUGUUCUAAACUGUUCUCCCUAGAGGUCCAAUAAGAGCCUAAGUGGUGUACAUGGGAAAACUAAAUGAACUCGUUUUCAUUUCUUACAGAAUCCUGUCACGAUAUAGUUCUUGAUGAAGUUUUCCCGUCUGGUAAUCCGAAUAGAGCCGAUGCGUAUUUCUACCCUGUAGCGGAAGAUAUCGAGGACACAUACUAUGAGGGCUACAAUAUUAUAGCAUAUUUAAUCGAUGGAACCAGGGAAGACGUGUGGAUUGGUCAUGCGAAGCCAACCACCACAGAUCGUGCUCACGGGACAGUACACUGCGGUCCUUAUAAACUUGUUGCUAUUACCGUGCAACUAAGGACCUUCAAAGGAGCUGGAUUUCCUUGCUCAAAUUUUAUGUUAGUUCAUACCAUCGAAGGAGGUGAGUCAGUAGCAGUUUUAUAUAUAAGAAAUGACCCUCACUCAACCUCUAUUACACACGUAAAAACGCACAAGUUGUUACAAGUCCACAAACAAGUUGUUACAAAUCUGUUCACAAGCUGUCGACAAGUUAUGUUCGCACUGCUUGUUCCCAGUUGUUGUAACAAGUUUGGAACAAGUUGUUAACAACUUGUAACAAGGUUGAUGGUAUUAUCUGACUUAUAAAAGGAAUGUUACGUGGUUGACGACACAAUGUUGUAACAAUACUGUUUUAUCAUGACUGUAUCAGACUUGUUGGAACAACCUUGCAACAAGUCUGAUAAUAGCAACAAAGUUGUUACAAUUGUUAACAAGUUGUUCCAUACUUGUUGACAACUUGGGACAAGCAGUGCGAACACAACUUGUUGACGGCUGGUUGGCAGACUUGCGACAACAUGUGAGAUAUUUUGCCUGUGUAGUAGGGAGAACAGUUUACAACUGAUAGAGCUAUCCAGUAUAAAUAAAGUUAGUUUAGUUUAGGUUUCCUCCUGUAGUAACACUGGAUCAAUAAGAGAUGAUCCUUACUGGACCUCUAGGAAGAACAGUUUAGAACUGAUAGAGCUAUCCAGUAUAAAUAAAGUUAGUUUAGUUUAGGUUUACUCCUGUGUAACACUGGAUCAAUGGGAGAUGACUCUCAGUGGAUCUCUAGGAAGAACAGUUUAAAACUGAUAGAACUAUCCAGUAUAAAUGAAGUUAGUUUAGUUUAGUUUAGGUUUCUUCGUGUAGUAACACUGGAUCAAUGAUAGAUGACUUUUACUGGACCUCUACGGAGAACAGUUUAGAGCUGAUAGAGCUACUGUAUCCAGUAUAAAUAAAGUUAGUUUAGUUUAGGUUAGGUUUCCUCCUGUAGUAACACUGGAUUAAUAAGAAAAGAUCCUUACUGGACCUUUAGGAAGAACAGUUUAGAACUGAUAAAACUAUCCAGUAUAAAUUAAGUUAGUUUAGUUUAGAUUUCUUCAUGUAGUAACACUGGAUCGAUGAGAGAUGACUUUUACUGGACCUGUGGGGAGAACAGUUUAGAACUGAUAGAGCUAUCCAGUAUAAAUAAAGUUAGUUUAGUUUGGGUUUCCUCCUGUAGUAACACUGAAUCAGUAAGAGAUGACUCUUACUGGACCUCUAGGAAGAACAGAGCAGACAAUUGUGAAGGCUAUGCAACUACCUGAUAAAUAUAAGCAGAACUUGAUCGUUUUGAGCGAAGGUUUUUCGUUGGGAAGGUGGUACCUUCCAGUAUAAAUGAAUAAGUGCACACGAAUUCUGCUGGUGUAUAUUACUGUGAUAUUUUUUUGUGUGUUUUCAGCUCCCUCGGAAGGGCCGAAAAAUUUAAGAGUUGUAUCACUAAGCGCAUUUAACGUGACGGUUGUUUGGGGAAAUAUUACCGAAGGAAAAAGGAAUGGCAUUAUUCAAAAGUAUAACAUACAUAUUCAUGGCAGUAACGGCUUCCUUAGCUCUAGGUGUUGUGUGUUGGUGAAUGAAACUCGAAUAGCUUCAUUUCCCAUUCUACAGCCCGCCAAAAAAUAUACCGUGUAUGUUUGUGGAUAUACAUCAUAUCAUAAAUGUGGAUCUUGGGCUUCCGUUGGGUUUCAUUCAACUGCAUUGUGUAAGUAUAUUUAUUAUAUAGACAUAGUAGAGAGUGAGAUACUGAAAAAUACACAGUGAGAUAUUUUCCAUAUCUUCACUAUAGUGAAGAUAUCGAUCACGUGACUUUCUCUCUCUCUCUCUCUCUCUUUCUCUCUCUCUCUCUCUAUAGAGGCAAAGUAUGGCACUUUGGUAACAUUUUGUACCCUUCUCAAUAUUUUUCUUCCACCUAUGUGCAAUAAGUUGUGAUUUAUUUCAAAAUAAAGGCUUACGUCCCCUUUCAUUCCAUGCCAAGUUUUAAGGCUUAUCAGUAAAUGCAUUACGAACACUAUUUGUUUAUGUAGUUACAAGGUUACAAAAUUGCCACACACGUUGCUUACGUUCUAG
Messenger RNA from Paramuricea clavata, 4912 nucleotides. The record is from the annotation of a GenBank genome assembly. Lineage: Eukaryota; Metazoa; Cnidaria; Anthozoa; Malacalcyonacea; Plexauridae.